CUGAGCGCUCGCUGGCACAGCUCCUCAUGGACCAGUCAGCGGAGCGAAAUUGAAGCUGACAAGACUUUUCUGGCAUUUUGGAAAGGACUGUAAUCUACUGUAGGGGAGAACAGAGCCGCUCAAUCACCACCGCCGUAAAUAGGAGACGGAAGGGAGUGAGAAAGGAGGCGAAGAGAAAAAGUGCUUGGUGGGGGGGGAGGGGGGGGGGCGGCAUUUUUGGUGGAUGGUAUGAAGCCAGCCAUGGAAACUGCAGCGGAGGAAAAUGCAGAACAAAGCCAAGAGAAAAAAGUGAUCACCAGACCAGAAAUGGAAAUUGGCAGGUACCACUGGAUGUACAGGAGUUCAAGGCCACACCGGUACCAUCAUGUGCCAGCAUUGAGAGGCAAUAUUAGUCCUUUGGGGAUUCAAGGUUGCUUUGAAUGUUGCAUUAAGUGCCUAGGAGGAGUGCCAUAUGCUUCACUCGUGGCAACCAUUCUCUGCUUCUCGGGGGUAGCUUUGUUUUGUGGCUGUGGCCAUGUGGCGCUCACGGGAACCGUGUCUAUCCUCGAGCAGCACUUCUCCACGACUGCCAGUGACCAUGCUUUGCUGAGUGAAGUAAUACAGCUAAUGCAGUACGUAAUUUAUGGCAUUGCAUCGUUUUUCUUCUUAUACGGAAUAAUCCUUUUGGCAGAAGGUUUUUAUACAACAAGUGCUGUGAAGGAGCUGCAUGGAGAGUUCAAAACAACAGCCUGUGGCCGCUGCAUCAGUGGAAUGUUUGUUUUCCUCACGUAUGUACUUGGAGUGGCCUGGCUUGGGGUCUUUGGCUUCUCUGCUGUGCCUGUCUUUAUGUUCUAUAACAUAUGGUCAACUUGCGAAGUCAUCAAAUCUCUUCAGAUAAAUGUGACAGUUCCAGGGGACCAGAUCUGCGUGGAUAUCAGGCAAUACGGUAUUAUCCCUUGGACUGCUGUACCUGGCAAAGCCUGUGGCCCGAUUUUAGAGAACAUCUGCAACACGAAUGAGUUCUACAUGUCUUACCACCUGUUCAUUGUGGCUUGUGCUGGAGCUGGUGCCACUGUCAUAGCAUUGCUGAUCUACAUGAUGGCUACUACAUAUAACUAUGCUGUUUUGAAGUUUAAGAGUCGGGAAGAUUGCUGCACUAAAUUCUAAAUUGUAUAAGCCCAGUAAAGAGCUGCAUUGCGUAGCUUGAAAUACCACUGACACCCUAGGCUAAAAGUCUAGCUUUCUGAAUUUUGUUACAGUAAUUGUAAAUAGCUUCAGUAAGCAUCACUUAGCUUAUCAGAUUAAUAAAAUGACUUCUUGUAUAUGAACUGUGAUGUGGAUGAGAUCUGGCUAUUUUUUCAUGUUGAGAGGACUCAGUUACUGUAGGGGUGUUUACAAAGCAUCCUUCUGAAGAAGGGAUGUUUCCAUUUCAAGUCUCCACUUGUUUUCGAACAGUCAUCUCUGAAACAAAUACUGGAAGAGUUCAGGGUCAGAAUUACUAAUUUAUUCUUCGUCUCCAACACCAAAUACCACCCCCUUGAGCAUACAAAAAUAUCUAUCAUACAAAGAAGAAGAACAGUAAAGUAGUGCCGGUCUCUUUUGGAGGAGAUAGAUCCUUGAUUUAGCUCUGCGUAAAACAAUCACAUUCUUUCUUUUGGACCCUGAACUAGUAAGAAACAGCAUAUAAAUAGCUUCUGUUCUUGUAUGGCUUGCACUUUAGUAACUGAUUUCUCAGUAGCCAGAUCUCAGAACUGUAAGUAUGACUGCACGGGAAGCAAAACCAUGCAUAGAUCAUAGAGGCCUUUUUACACUGUUGGGAUUAAAAAAAAAAAAAAAGAAGUGAAUCAGUGUUUUCAGAUGUAGAUUUUUUGCAUGAAGUAUGGUGAAAAGUUGGGAAGAGAUGAAUGCACAAACUAGAAAAAUUCCAUACAAGAAUAAUAAUAAUAAUAGUAAUAAUGAAAAGAACUGGUUGCUAUAUAAUGAUAUAAAACUCUUCACCUGAGGUUCGACAAUGGAAGUUAAAAAUGUAGUUAUAAAAAUAUACGAUUAAGACUUCUUAACCCAGAGGUUGCAUGCUUUUGCUUAGUUUUGGACUCAUGUUUUGUUGUUUAAUUUUUCACUAUGUUAAUGUAGCCUUGUUCACAUAAAUAAAAUUGUUUACAGUUUCAGGCUUUUUCCAGGGGGAGGGUGGAAUUCUCAUCUGCUUGUUGGGGAAAAAGAAUUACCAGGAUCUGGGCGUGGAUAUGCAUAAACACCACAACUUUAGGAAGCAAUUCUUCUGAGCACCUCAUAGUUUACGGAUUACAUGUAUUGCCACAUACAAAACUUUUUUCCUGCUUCCCCCCAUUCUGCAUUUUAAUUGAUCCGUACAAGUCUGUAGCUCAUUUUAUUGCUGUUACACUAACUUUCUCUAAAUUGUGAAUAACCAACUGAAAUAAUUAUUAGCAUGCCAAAUUCUAGAGAUCUUUGGAAAUAGCCUCUGUGCUUUUUUUAAUAACAGAAUGCUUAUUAACGUAGAAUAACUAUUUUUUGGUUGUUAUUUUAAAGAGCGUCUAUUAAUCUAACUAGCAGCUUGCUUUGCCUCUUGACAUGCUCACUAGCCAUCAUGCUCACCCUUCUCUUCCAGAUCCACUUCCUCAUGAUACUGUCUUCUAACUGGGCCUACUUAAAGGAUGCAAGCAAAAUGCAGGCCUACCAAGAUAUCAAAGCAAAAGAAGAGCAGGAGCUGCAGGAUAUCCAGUCUCGGUCAAAAGAGCAACUCAAUUCUUACACAUAAAUGUUUGCCACAGUAAUUCAGCAGAAGAAUUCUGUAGCUCUGACAAAUCAACAAAUAGCUGCUCCGCAGUACAGAUGUGUGUCUACCAAACAAAAUUAGAGAGAAGUGCAAAAGCUUCACAUUCCAGCUCCUGGAACACAUUCGUAGGGAGACCUUCCCUUGGGUAAUCUUCCAUCCUUUCAUACAGAGAAUGGAGGUUUUAUUCCAGGCAUUUUAAAAGGCAACACUUCACAACAAGUGACCAAAUUACUCUUCCUCAAGACCUUUGCUGUUCAGCAUUUGACGUGCUGUGCAAAAGCCGUGGCAGGCGCCCCAAGCCAGCAGGCAGAGCCCUCUCUUUACUGCCUUUAGGCAGAGGCACCUGUGGGGGGUGUGAUGCAGUGUCUGCUUCUAAACCAAAUGGCCAGUGUGGCCGGCCAGGAUUUCCCACAGCUGGUGCUUAGGUGACAGCAGCAGUUCCUGACUUGCAGCAGGGCUGGCUUUGGCCCUUCUUUUUCCCGCGGGCCACAGGAACCGCCCUCUGCUUUGGUGCCAGACGUUUUUCAUGACGAAGCAGUCACGCUCCUGUGCUUACCUGAGUGUUGAGCAGAUGUCCCCCAGGUUUUAAUCUUUUUAUUAACUAUUCAAUGGAAUGUAGAUCCCCGGAUCUGGAUAAUGAUCCCCUUCUUUGAAAAUAAAUGUCAGCUUUGCCUUAAUAUUUAUUUUCUAUAAAUGUCUUAGCAUUUAUAUAGUGGCAGGAGACCAUUAUCCUACAUUUUAAGUAAGUGAAAAGUGUUACCUUGUUAAAAUGACACUGAUCUGACCAUUCCAAAUGAGCGGAUGAGGAAGUUUGCAGAGUUUUACACAAACAAUAAAGAUUACAGCCAUAAAACAGAAUACAGGAUGUCCACCUUUCUCUAUCUUGGUGCUUAGCAAAUUUAUAGUCAGUGCUUAUGUGUUUUCCUUUUUACAAAUUAAUUAGCACAUUAGGAAGACGUGGUGUUCAGAAAAAACAAACAACAACAACAACAAAUAAACUGGUGCCAUUUUACAGUCAUUUCCCAUAGAAGUUUGCCUUCUAAUUACUGUUUUUUUUCAGAAGCAUUCAGUGAUAUCUUGAGUAUUAGUGAUGGUAUAUUUGGUGUUUGUUCUAUAUGAUAUAUAUAUAUAUAAAUGUGGGGGGGGAGGGGGAUAAAAGACAUCAAUCAUUGAAAAAAUUUAAAUAUUAAAGUCAUGCCCAUGUUAAGCUGACGUGUGAUUUGAUAGUUUUGACUGUUUGCUGAAUAUAAAUCAAAGGAAGCACAAAUUUCUUCAAGUCAGUAUUAAAAGAAGAGGCAUUUGGGGGGGUGUUAACUUCAAAUAUUUUUUUUUUUUUUUGUUAAAUAUUGAAGUCUAAUUUGACAGUUUUAAAAAAGGGGCAAAGUUGAUCAAUGUAGAGCAAAUAUGACAAAAUAGCCUAGUGUAUGUUCUUACCUGUUGCAUGAAGGAGACAUUUCUACAGCAAUGCAGGUGAUGUUCUAGCCCAGUGUUUGCAUAAAGGUAAUAAUGGAGGCAGUGUCUUAAAGCCUAAUUCUUUUUCUAAUUCAGUGUAGCUAUUACUGGGAGUUUUUGAAGUUUUGUUUAAGUAGUCUAAUAUUUUUAUGUAAAGAGCAUUAAAUUUUGCUAUGUAUAAAUUUUUGUAACCUAACAGUGAAUCAAUAUUUUCUAUCAGUGCCAAGGGCUUCCUGUAGUUACAUCCAAGUGUUAAAAUAAAUAUUUGUAGAUAAUAGACAACACUUGUGUAUGCUUAUUUGAAACCAGACCUACAGCUUCUCCGUCCUAGUGCAUUUCUAGGCUUUAUGUCUCUUUCUGAAGUGAAACACAUUUUGUUGGAUAGUGUCUGUCCCUUUGCUGGUGUCCUGGGCAGGGAUGCCCUGUAGGUGUGCACUUCAGCAUGGUAAGUCAGCCAGUGUUCCUAGCAUGAAGUAGUUGGUAGUUGUUCCAGGCCAGCAUAAUGCAACAAGCACUACCCAUCCCAUUCCUGACCUCCAACAGGAAGAGUCGCUCUGAAAUUUUGCUGCAACACCAGAUUAAGCAGCCUGUCAAAUUAGACCAGCCACCAAAUCCCAUUUUAUCUUCAUUUCUAAAAGCAGAGUUUACUUCUGUCGUGGUUUUGGUACCUUAUGUUUCAACAUCCAGCGAAUUCAAUCCAGAGCUUCAGUUUUUGCCCCUGAAUCCUGUCAAACUUGGCUUCAUGUUCUGGUAGUUAGGACAAGAUGAGCAGCCUCAAAUGCAGUGCAAGUUGUAAUAUAUGCUGCCACCCCAAAUUACUUCCUUGAUAAAAUAUGACUGUAUUUUAUACUGUAAAUAAAGUUUAAUGAUCUUGCCUAUAAUCUACCUACAAAAUACAAAGCUUAAAUAAAGAUGAGUUAAAUAGCA
Apus apus (common swift) is the source of this 5152-nucleotide messenger RNA. It is a transcript of the gene GPM6B, whose product is annotated as glycoprotein M6B. NCBI's taxonomy places the organism in Eukaryota, Metazoa, Chordata, Aves, Apodiformes, Apodidae. Gene Ontology annotation, cellular component: myelin sheath; plasma membrane. Gene Ontology annotation, molecular function: structural constituent of myelin sheath. The transcript has 8 exons. Gene Ontology annotation, biological process: central nervous system myelination; axon development. The coding region runs from base 229 to 1146 and encodes 305 amino acids. The record is from RefSeq and is a predicted model, not a curated record.